Coregonus sp. 'balchen' is the source of this 7054-nucleotide messenger RNA. Lineage: Eukaryota; Metazoa; Chordata; Actinopteri; Salmoniformes; Salmonidae. The record is from the annotation of a GenBank genome assembly.
CCCAAGUGACACGGAAAUCAAUCAAGAGCGCGUGCGCAGUCAUUACGCAAGCAUGGCGGUUCUUCUUGAAACAACAUUGGGUGAUAUUGUCAUUGAUUUAUUUACAGAAGAACGGCCUAAAAGUAAGCAAACAUCCACCAACACACCCAACGUUAAUGAUGCCUGGUAACACACAGCCUACAUUUUAUAAUAAUGACAUUUGCUCAAAGUAAAAUCUCACCUUUUAUUAUAAUGCUAGCAAGUGCUAGCUAGCAAGAUUGCUAACCAUUGCCCAGCUAUAGCAAAUAGCUAGCUAGCUAGUAUUGCUAACUGUUAGCUAACUUGUUAAUUUUAUAUUUCAGAUAGCUAACUAACUAACAUUCAGAAACAUAGGAUUGCCAUGGGUACACUUAAUCUGACAGUUUACUCUGUGUUAAUGUGGUGCAUCAUUGAAAUUCAGGGAAGGGAAUUCCUAGCCAAUAUUAAUGGACUAAGGGAGCCUAACGUUAAUCCUACAGUCCAAGGUGCAAGGACCUUCCUUACAUGUUCUGUUUAUAAUAAUAAUAAUAUAAUAUGCCAUUUAGCAGACGCUUUUAUCCAAAGCGACUUACAGUCAUGCGUGCAUACAUGCUCUACCAAUUGAGCUAUAGAGGUUGCUUCUGGAUGCCAAAUCCUCAAUCUAAACGUGAAUCGAUUUUCAAUUGCGGUACGGUUCUAGAAACAUAAAUCCCUCUACUUUCAUAUCACAUCAAAAUAAUUUCACAAAUGCAAAAUUCACACUUACUGUACACCUGGCCGUUGCGGUCGGUGCCGUUUAAAAUGCAGGAGGACGAUUAUUUUUUUAAUGAGCAUGACCUUAUUUCUAUUACAGCAUAUUGGAUGACUGUCAUUCAUAUUCCAUUCACCCAGUUCAAUGUAACAUCGAUAGGUUUAGGCUACUACAUGAUACUCGAAUUUUCCCCAUACCCAUCAUGAGGUUGCUACAACCUAGCCAAUGAAUGAAAGUUUACAACAUAGGUGCACACAGGUCGAGAGAAAGAUUUGAGGUGACAUACCGUGACGCAUACAAUACUGCCUUGCACACUCUUGCCUGCCAUCUAGCUGGUCUAAGGUGUAGUCAUUAGUCCAACAGUUGCAAACAAGAGUUUCUAUUGGACAAAUUAAUGUAUGUUUAUCCCCGUUUCGUUCCAUUUUAAGAAACGUUUUUCAACAGUUCACUUUCAUAGCCACAUACAAACAGCUUGUUGUAUUCCUUCUCGCAUCUACGCACUCUCCUCCUCACCUUUUCCCUUCGCUUGUGGACUUCAAUGCACAACACAUCAGCUGUCUGUGACCAGGUGAAAAAAACCUUUACAUAUCAUAACUGCUACACACAGCCUACAUCAUUGUCACCAUAUUAGUUAAAGUAACGUUAUAGUCAACAUAGCUAAUAGAACUAACGUGUUAGUAAACCCGCUACAAUCAUGCAGACCUGUGAACAGUCAGUAAGCGGUUUAGCAGUUACACCGGCGGGCCCCGGUGGCAAUACAUUUGUAAAACCAAAAGCUUACCUUGACUUGGAAGUUCCAGUGUUGGAUAGCCAUAGCCAGCUAGCUAACAUAGCAUCCCUCUCUGUUUGAACCGGGUGUUUGAGUAGGCUAAACUAGCUAGCUGCAUUUGCUAGCUAAGUAAGUGAAAGUACAUUUAUAUAUAUAUAUAUAUAUAUAGCUAGCUCUCUCUCUCUCUCUUGCUCCUCCUUCAUUUUUGAAGAAAUCAAUUUGUUCAAAAGUGUUCAACUAUUGUCUUUCUCUCUCUUUGAGUCAACUACUCACCACAUUUUAUGCACUGUAGUGCUAGCUAGCUGUGGCUUAUGCUUUCAGUACUAGAUUCAUUCUCUGAUCCUUUGAUUGGGUGGACAACAUGUCAGUUCAUGCUGCAAGAGCUCUGAUAGGUUGGAGGAUGUCCUCCGGAAGUUGUCAUAAUUACUGUGUAAGUCUAUGGAAGGGGGUGAGAACCAUGAGGCUCCUAGGUUUUGUAUUGAAGUCAAUGUACCCAGAGGAGGACGGAAGCCAACUGUCCUCCGGCUACACCAUGGUGCUACCCUACAGAGUGCUGUUGAGGCAACUGUAGAGCUUUAUUGCAAAACAGUGUGUUUUAUUCAAUUAUUUGGUGACGUAAAUAUAUUUUGUAUAGUUUUAUCUAAAAAGGAUAACUUUAAAUGUUUCACAAUUUUUAUUUUUAUAAAAUUCACUGAGGAGGAUGGUCCUCACCUUCCUCCUCUGAGGAGCCUCCACUGCUGUACACUGUUUUGACCGGUUUUAACACAGUUGCAGCCGACAGUAUUUUUCAGUGACAACACAUUUGUGGCGUCCAUCUUCUGUUUACACACAGGUGUUCAGAGAUGCAGAUAGCUAAUUACCACAGGUAGUCCACUCUGUCUUCCGGCUGUUUUCCGUAAACAAGCGCUGAACAUGGAAAUAUGGCAGUGUGGAACCCUAACCCUAUAAAGGUGUGUAUCAAUUUAUUUCUCGCUGAUAUGAACGAUAAGUGCCAUAUGCUUCCAAAACCGUACCGCAAGCGAUGCAUGUUAAUGUUCAGACCGAGCGUCGGGACUCUUAACAAAACUCCCCCAUACAGAAGACCCCUUCCUCCAAUGAUUCUUAUGUGUAAUGUAAUGGAACUGAGAGUCAUGAUCAAGGGCAAGGGAAUUCCUAAUGUCUUUUGAUGUGUUGCUCUCAUAAUACUGAUUAUCUCCUUUUUUUACAGCCUUUCUGAAUUUCCUGAAGUUAUGCAAAAUCAAAUUCUACAACUACUGCCUUGUCCACAAUGUCCAGAGAGACUUUAUUGUGCAGACUGGAGAUCCAACUGGGACUGGCCGUGGUGGAGAAUCUGUCUAUGGGUCAGUCCUCUUCAUCAGCAUCAAUGUCUAAAAUCAUCACAGCUGUUUUUUAAAAAUAUAUUACAGGAAUGUUGAUUUGUGAAAAAUCUGUGGAUGUGCCCUUGAGCAAAGCACUUAACCUUGCCUAAACGUCAGACUGUUACCAUGGUUACUCCAUUGCUUUUCAGUCUGACCGAAGUAGCCCUUAAAAAUACGCAAUAGUCUCUACAAGCCAGAAUGUUGAAUACAAUUAUAUUUACACUUACUUUACCGGUUAUACAUGCUGUUGGCGGUAGGAGCUGGAGAUGGGGUAUCCAAAGGAAACUCUUGUUUACACAACCUUUUGCGUCGCGGUUAGGUUCUGUCACUUGCAUUUUCAAUCUUUGACGCAUUUCACGUGAUGCACAAUAUGUAAACAAUAGCCGAAUGUAACUGAACGUAGCUAGUCGACCGAAGCAUGUUUCCUCUUAAUCAGCUGGAAGUGUUUGCCAUUCGGUUUGUGGUUCGGUUUGUCAUGUGCGAAUUGCAUCAGUAUUGAAAAUAAAAACCAUAAAUACAAACCGAUAUACAGACCAGCGAACUGAAGGUCGGGUUGAUAACAUUUCCCUGUGGGUAUUGUUUAUCAGAUUACUAAAAUCGGCGAACAACAGGUAAAGUUAGUUGAAAUGAACAACAUUCUGACUUGUAAUGGGACUGUUCGGGAAUGCUGAGCCAACAUGUUAGAGACGAGUGUGUAAAUAUUUCACUCUUUGGAUUCUAAAAGAGGCUAGCUACACUUAACCCUAAUUGCUCCUGUAACUCACUCUGGAUAAGACUGUCUGCUAAAUGACUAAAAUGUAAAUGUAAUGAUGUCUUUUCUAUACCCUCAGUAAACUCAAUGGAGACCAAGCCCGCUUCUUUGAUGCAGAGAAAAACCCAUAGAUCAAACACAGAAAGAAGGGGAUGGUGUCCAUGGUAAACAAUGGCAGUGACCAGCAUGGUUCUCAGGUUGGUAAAACUGCCAUCCACCUCCUCAGGAUUGAACUACUAUCCGUUUGAAAGCAACAAAGUUAGCCUACUGAUUCGAGCAGGAUAGAUAGCAAGCAUCUUAAAUCUCAGAAAUGUUCAGGUCAGCUUACUUGUGCUGUAACAAUUUCUUUACCCCCCAGUUCCUGAUCACCACUGGUGAGAACCUGGACUACCUGGAUGGGGUCCACACUGUGUUCGGUGAGGUGUCAGAGGGUAUGGAUGCCUUGGCCAAGAUCAAUGAGACCUUCGUUGACAAGGACUUCAUCCCUUUUCAGGAUAUCAGGUCAGCAGAUUUCAUUUUCUUGAAUCAACUUUAAAUGCAGCGAUUUUAGGGGUAAAUUACAACUGAAUUGAAUACACUUUCUAAUUCCCUCAUGAAUACCUCCCAUACAGAGGUAUAGAUACAAUGACCUUCUACUCAGAUGGACAUCCCAGUAUAAGGUGGAAAGAAAAGAGGUGUAAUACUUGUUUUGUGUCAUUGCAGGAUAAACCACACUGUGAUCCUGGAAGACCCUUUCGAUGACCCUGCUGACCUGCCUGUGCCGGACCGCUCCCCUGAGCCUACCAAGGAACAGCUGGAUGUGAGUGACUGGGUACUUUCAGUACCAUUGAAGUCAAAGCAAUGCAUGUCUCCCAUUUCAGAGGAAGAAAUGGAUGAGAUUUGAACAAUUUGGAAAUAAUGUUACUUUCAUAUAAAGCCAUAAGGUUUAAGUUAUAGUUUCUCUGUUCAUCAAAGGAAAGGUGAAUGAUUUUCUCAAUAACUGAACAAAAGUAACUGACGCUUUUGAUGUUAUAUACUGUACACCUUUGUUCAUUUGCAAAGUCAAACCUUACUUUCCCGUCUUUGGUGUGUAGAGUGGUUGUAUUGGAGCAGAUGAAGUGAUCAACGACACAGAUGGGAAGGAGGCAGAGGAGCUGGAUGAGCUGCUGAAGGAGAAGGAGGCCAAGACCCAGGCCAUCCUGCUGGAGAUGGUGAGAGGGGGGUCUUGUGGUUCGGUCCACCUAGCCUUGUAGAGGAUGCACAUACUUUCAGGAGUGAUUGCAGAGGAGAUUUUGUAACAUUCCACAUGACCACUUUGUGUACAGAUUGCUGUUGAGGAACCCAAACAGUAGUUCAGUAGCUGGUAAACAUAUUAGUGUUGUAAAGAUAAUAUGGUGGUUUUAUGAGAGUUUUGUGGUUUGAGACAUUGCCGUGUGUAUGUGCAUAUAUGCUUGUGUAGGUGGGUGAUCUCCCUGAUGCGGAAGUGAAAUCUCCUGAGAAUGUUCUGUUUGUGUGUAAGCUGAACCCUGUGACCACAGAUGAGGACCUGGAAAUCAUCUUCUCUCGCUUCGGACUUAUUAAAUGGUAAAAUAGACCACUUCACCCUGUCUAUUUCAAUAUACUGGCCUCCAUGACACUACGAUACAUAUUUAAUUAGAAAUUGACCUAGUCCUAACCAUUUAAAUAUUGAAAUUGAAAGGAGACUUGGUAGAAUCUUGGUGAAUUAUCCCGUAUUAACAUGUUCUUAUUUCGGUACAGCUGUGAGAUCAUCAGAGACUGGAAGUCAGGAGAGUCUCUGUGCUAUGCUUUCAUCGAGUUUGAAAAGGUGUGUAUUUGUUUGGUUUUCACUUGAUUUCUAUAUGUACCAUGAGUUAGCAUUAAAUAAUUUUACAACAAUGAUAAAAAGAGAUUCAUUUUUUAACAGUUUAAGUGCAGUAAUGCAGAAUACAAAUAGAGGGCACCAGUUAGUCAGAAUUGAGAAAACACAAUAAUUCACUUGAAAGGGUUUUGUUUACUGAAUUGAUAGGUUGUUUCCUUAUUCACAUAAGGGCUCAGUUGACCCUCUUAGAUAUAAUUGGUGUCCAUUCUCUCCACAGGAGGAGGACUGUGAAAAGGCCUUUUUUUUUUGUCAUUUUAGCAGACGCUCUUAUCCAGAGCGACUUACAGUUAGUGAGUGCAUACAUAUUUUUUUCAUACUGGCCCCCCGUGGGAAUCGAACCCACAACCUUGGCGUUGCAAACGCCAUGCUCUACCAACUGAGCUACACGGGACUUCAGCCAGCCAGUCUGUCUCAAAUAUUAAAUGGAAAGGCAAAGGUAAACACUUAUUAAAACAACUCAUUAACUUUUUUUAAUGUUUUGGGUUUUUCAAUAAUUCCAUUAUGUAUACUUUCAGAGACGUUAAGCUGUAAUCGGACACUUUAGUUGAAGGAUGUGCCAUUUACCUUCUCUUCUAAGUAGAGAACUUAACCAGGUCUUGUUUUCUAGGUGGGAAGUAUACCAAGGAAGACUUCAAGGCCUAUGAAAAAUACGUGGUAUCCAAAUGAGCUCUUAAGGAUAAAGUCAAACCCAAGCAAGAGUAUCCUUAAAUGUUUUUAUAUUUGCUAUUCAAUAUGAAGUGAAAGAUGGGGGUUAGAAACGUGUUAAAUACUUAAACUCAACUGUGCACCAUUUCACAUAGCUAUUAGGUUAGAGAGGUCAACUAUUGUGAAGACGUUUUUGUUGGAGGGAAUGACAUUUCUCUGGAAGAAAGACUUUCUCUGUUUGAAAUGUUGACUUGGCAUUACAGAAUUACAAGUUUUACUUCAAGUUUUACUUAACGUUCUCAAAAGCUCCAAGUACGACCUGCUUUUAGAGGAAGAAGGAAUGAGCCAUCAGCAUGCUGAGAAGAAACACAGACAAGAAGCACAAUCACUCAGUCAACGAGGACACCAGGAAGUCCAAGAAAUCCAAGGUUGACCGAAGAAUGUCCCCCCAACUCAUUGUUUGUUUUCCUUGUGUUAGGCUGGGAAAGGAAAAAUGUAUUUUGUUUCACAAUAAUGUUCAGUCAGAGCAUUAGAGCAAGAAUAUAUGAGUAAGCAUGGCUCAUGUAAUUUGGUUAUGGCCUAUUAUUUCAACAGUUGUGACAUCAGUCACUCCAGCAACACAGAGUCAUUCCACAGUGUUAGACUUGGCUGUGUUACAGAAAACACCAAAGAUUUCUCUAUAACCUUUGUCAAACCUCUUUCUCUCCCAUGUUAUACCUACAGUGGGACAGUGAGGAGCCCCGGCAGGAGAAAAAGACACAGGCAGUGUUCUCGCUCCAGGGAAAGAGACGGAGACGGCCACCAUCAGCACAGCAAGUCCCGUGAAAAGCACCGCCCAGAGGGCCGUGACAAGGGCCACAGGGAGAGUAGCCAUAGUCACUCACCCAAGAAGUCUAAAGACAAGGAGAGGAGCAGACACCGAUGA